UUAAUAAUAUUUCGGCUGUAUCCAAAAACUGCCAGCAAUCGGCUUUUACAAUUUUUUUAGAAAUAUAUAUUGACUGGAGAGAAUAAUGUAAGUUUGCUUUAGAGGUGUCUAAUUAAGAACCAUCUUAAUGUGAAUGAAGUUAUUGCAAUGGCAGGUGAAAGUAGUCAAGUGACACUUACCGUUCGUCUUAUUAGAUCAUUUGAGCAUCGUAUCAUCAAGCAUGUUGUGUACCAUGAUGUUAAUCUAGAUCAGAUAGUAUCUGACUUCAAACAGUAUGUGAAGACAGAACUGAAAACACAUGCUGGUCUUCCACCCCCAGUCAAGACUCAUAAUUAUGAUACAAUGAAAAUUUCCCAUCAGCCUUUUGGAGCCAAGGUAUUAUUUUUUUUCAUCACUCUCU
This is a messenger RNA of Ruditapes philippinarum (Manila clam), 400 nucleotides long. Its product is annotated as UPF0538 protein C2orf76 homolog. The record is from RefSeq and is a predicted model, not a curated record. The transcript has 4 exons. NCBI's taxonomy places the organism in Eukaryota, Metazoa, Mollusca, Bivalvia, Venerida, Veneridae. The annotation marks the transcript as partial.